Messenger RNA from Aspergillus terreus NIH2624, 1044 nucleotides. RefSeq names its product pepsin-like aspartic protease. Lineage: Eukaryota; Fungi; Ascomycota; Eurotiomycetes; Eurotiales; Aspergillaceae. Gene Ontology annotation, cellular component: fungal-type vacuole. The transcript has 2 exons. The record is from RefSeq and is a predicted model, not a curated record. Bases 1 to 1044 code for a protein of 347 amino acids. Gene Ontology annotation, molecular function: aspartic-type endopeptidase activity. Gene Ontology annotation, biological process: proteolysis.
AUGCUUCAUUUUGAUACCGGAUCUGCCACCACGUGGGUGGUCGGCAAGGGCUGUCUGCAAUGUCCUAAUGGAAGCGGAUACGAGCGCGUCGGCUACGCCACUGCAGACUCCUCGACCGGGGUGAAUCUUGGCAUCUACGGAUAUAUCGACUACACAGGUGGCGUCACUUCGGGGCCUGGAAUGGCCGAUAUGUUUGGCUUGCCAGCUGGCGCCCCGGGCGAACACGGCCUCCGUUGGAAUCAGACCUUUAUGGCGGCAGACCAGAGCUCGUGGCAAUUCAUCCCGGCCGACGGUUUCCUGGGCUUAGCCUUCAGCACCAUCGCCGAGGCCGGAGCCACCACGCUGGUGGAAACCCUGAUGAAGAAAGACCUGCUGGACGAGCCGCGCUUUGCCAUCUACUACGGCACCGAGUUCAAUACCACCAGCUCCGACCCCGCCGGCGUGUUCACCAUCGGCGGCUCGCACGAGGAUCGGUAUACUGACGGCGAGCUCACCUACGUUCCGCUGCGGCAGGAGGCCGAAUUCCAGGUGUGGCGCACGAACCUGUCGUCCAUCACCGGCAUGGGCAAGCUCGCCGGCCAGAAGAGCCGAUCGACAACCAGUCAGCUGGGCGAGUAUGGUCGCGCAGUGUUCGACACUGGCUCCGGGUACUUUGAAGUCCCUGCCAACGUCAUCGACGACUUGUACGAAUCAAUCGGCAUGAACUGGACCGCCAUCCGCCACGGCGACCACAUCCCUCUGUGCUCGGAGUUCAAUUCCUCUUGGUCGGUGACGUUGAACUUCGGUGAGUCUGAGACAGACCCCAAGGUGACGAUGACCGGUGAGCAGCUGGCCCGCCCCGGGUUCGCCUAUCGUGAUGACGCCUGUUAUCCUCCCUUCGAUGACAGCGGGGUGGAAGACCUGGCCCUCAUUGGAACGCCCAUGCUCCAUCAAUUCUACACCGUCUUCGACUUCGGUGCCAAGGAAGUGGCCAACUACAGUCCCCGGAUCGGAUUUGGAAACCUGAAGGACGAAUUUAGGCCCUACUUUGCCCGCGGGGCCUAG